This is a messenger RNA of Halichondria panicea, 4851 nucleotides long. RefSeq names its product ankyrin repeat and KH domain-containing protein mask-like. The transcript is spliced from 14 exons. NCBI's taxonomy places the organism in Eukaryota, Metazoa, Porifera, Demospongiae, Suberitida, Halichondriidae. Gene Ontology annotation, molecular function: protein binding. Bases 163 to 1908 code for a protein of 581 amino acids. The record is from RefSeq and is a predicted model, not a curated record. Gene Ontology annotation, cellular component: ciliary inversin compartment. Gene Ontology annotation, biological process: protein localization to ciliary inversin compartment.
UUUGUUCACCAAUCCUCCCCCUUGAGUCCAACACACACUUUGUGAAUCUAUUGUUAAUACUAUCACUAAAGCUUCGGCUGCUACUGAUGAUAUUGAUCGUAAGCAAGCCUUGAGUAAGCUAGUGAGGUUUACAGAGACAUUGGAAGCAGGUCACUGCCUGAAAUGAGUGACAACCUUGCUAGACAACUCUACUGGCCCAGGGCUAGUGUUGGUGGACGUGACCAAGAAGUGCUUGAGCUGCUACAGAGAGGAGCUCCACCCAACAGUGACUACUACACUAGAGAGCAGAAUGGACACACUCCACUACACAAUGCAUGUGCUCGUAACCAUCCCCACAGUGCAAAACUACUCAUAAAGUUUGGAGCCAUUGUAGCUGCUACAGCUAACGAUGACUGGACCUCCUUACACUGGGCAUGUCUUAACAACAGUAAGGACACUGCUAAGCUGUUACUGGAGCACCACUGUCCCACAGACAUUAAGAACAGUAGUGGACGCACUGCUGCUGAUAUGGCCAGACAGUGUAUGUACCUUGCCUUGGCUAACUAUUUGGAGGGAUUCCAGCCUGGACCUAUAGAUCCUCUGUCCUCAUACCCAACACUGGAACAGCUGAGUCAGCUGGAAUGUGACCAAUGGCUUCAACUUGGUGCUCGGUUGGGAUUGGGCAAUUACCGCCAACUGGAAACCAUAAAGAAGAGCCAACAUCCCACAGCAACAACUCUCCAGGCAGCCAAAGUCAAUAGUCUUGACAUGCAUUGGAAGGAUAUUGUGGAAGCUCUAGUGAGCAUUGGAGAGUACAAGUUUGGAGAGUACAAGUUGGCAGAGAGUGUGUGCACUCAGCAAGGGGAAGGUGAGAGUGCUCUGUCAGUGAGUGCAUUCUAUGGCCGGCUGGACUGUGUCAAGCAUCUUGUGGAAAUUGUCGGCCUCAAUCCAAAAAGUACAGUCAACAAGCCUGGUGACACCCCACUCUCUCUGGCCUGUGCCAAUGGCCACUUGGAUACAGUUAAGUACCUUGUGAACGAGCAUCAUUGUGAUCCUAGAGAGCCAGUAAACAAGGCUGGUAACACCCCACUCUCUUUGGCCUGUGCUAAUGGCCACUUGGACACAAUCAAGUACCUUGUGAACGAGCGUCAUUGUGAUCCUAGAAAUACAGUCAACAAGGCUGGUGACACCCUACUCUCUCUGGCUUGUGCUAAUGGCCACUUGGACAUUAUCAAGUACCUUGUGAACGAGCGUCAUUGUGAUCCUAGAAAGCCAGUCAACAAGGCUGGUGACACCCUACUCUCUCUGGCCUGUGCCAAUGGCCACUUGGACACAGUCAAGUACCUUGUAAACAAGCAUCAUUGUGAUCCUAAAAAGCCAGUCAACAAGGCUGGUAACACCCCACUCUCUCUGGCCUGUGCUAAUGGCCACUUGGACACAGUCAAGUACCUUGUGAACGAGCAUCAUUGUGAUCCUAGAAGUACAGUCAACAAGGCUGGUGACACCCCACUCUCUCUGGCCUACAAAGGUGGACACUGGGAAGUGGUCAAGUAUCUCGCCAUCACACAUCACUGUGAUACAACAAGUGUCCUCUUGCUAGCAGUAAAGCAUGAGCAAGAUUUGACAGUGAAACGUCUACUGGCAGAAUGCCACAGCAAUCCAAAUUUGACUGACAAAGAAGGCAAGACACCUCUCGAUUUAGCCAACAACCCUGAGAUUAUAAAGCUCCUGUUGAAACACGGAGCCAAAACUGCCAAUGUCUACAAGAAACACAGCAAGCUCAUCGGAAAGCUCUCCUCCGAGCGACCUCCACACCUUCCUCUGUCUGUGCUCAUCAUUGGCGACGGUGGCGUGGGGAAGAGCACUCUGUUGAAGUCCAUUUGGAGCUCAAAAGGAUUUGGUCCAAAUUCCAGAAGACAAAACCCGUAAAUUGUGUCCAUACGAACACAGUGGGGAUCAUACCGUACGAAAUAUACACCAAAGAAUUUGGGAGAAUCAUUUACUUUGAUCUUGCUGGCCAGAAAGAGUUUUACACGAGCCACUGUGCCAUUCUAGAGAAUGCUGUUCAAACCUCACCACCCAUUAUUAUCCUCUGUGCUAAGCUUGUAGAAAGUGAGCAGGCGAUUAUUGAUUCCAUGAAUCGUUGGUUGACCCUCGUCCAAAACCAGUGCAUUAAUCUGAAAAGCAAAGCACACGUGAUAGUAGUUGGUAGCCAUGCCGACCAGGUGAAGGAAAUGGGAAAAGAUCCACGAGCCAAAGAGAACAUCUUUGCUCCCAUUAUCAAGCAAUUUUCGAAGUUUGAGUUCACAGGGUUUAUUCCAAUGGAUUGUCGCUUUGCUGAUUCGGGAGGCAUGAAUACAGUUAGAAAACAUAUCCAGAAAAGCUCUGCUAUUCUCCACUCUCCAGAACCCAUCAGCCUAAAUGCUCACACAUUUUACAUCUACCUUGCUGAAAGCUUCAAAAAUGACCUUGCAGUUUCACUGAAGGUUGUUCAAAAACGAAUACACAGCGAUCUAGAGCAAACACACAAGUCAGAAAAAAUGGCAGACAUUCUUUCCUUCAUUCCGACCACCCUCAACCGUCUAGUUGAUAUCUGUGACCAGCUAAGCAAAACGGGUCUGCUGUUGUUUCUUCACAAUGAAUCCUCUCCUGAAAAGUCCUUUCUGAUUUGUGAUUCCAAAAAAUUGCUGUCUGUUGUCACUGGGACAGUGUUUGCUCCUAAAAAGUUCCGUCAGCACUGCAAUCUCGCCUCAAGCACUGGAGUAGUGCCUUUUUCCAAGUUUGCCAAAGCGUUUAAGAGCUACGACAUUGAAAUGCUGAUUGUUUUCAUGACACUUUUAGAGCUGUGCUUUGAGAUCAAGGACAAGCAAGUUCUAGAGUAUAUUCAGAAGAUGGAGCUAGACCUAGACAACACUCGCUACGUCUUCUUUCCCGGGCUCAUUAGGAUAGAAACUCCCGAGCGUGUGUGGGAGGAAGACUCUUCCAUGAGCUACCACUUUGGCUGGAUAAUUGAAUGUGCUAAAGACGUCCAAUUUUUUGAUCUACAGAGUUUUCAGAUUAUCAUUCUGAGGUUAGUGUUCACUUUUUGUCUUGCUCCUUUCGAAAAGAUCACCACAAAAAACCCUGCCCUUCAAAAGUGCUGCUCUGUGUGGAAGAGUGGGAUCUGCUGGUGCCAUGAUGAUGAGAUUACCGCACACCUCGAGCUUCGUAACAAUAAGUCUAUCACUCUUAAAAUGCGAUCUGAAGUUCUUACACCUGAGAGCCUAGCCAAUCGCUCUAAGAUAGUCAGUAAAAUUCUCGAAACUAUGAAAGAUGUUUGUCCCAAUAUUGUGGUUGUGGAAUCACUGAUCAAUCCACUGGAAGUUGUCAAUCAUCCUCUAAACCCUUCCUCAGAGCUCAUGCUGUUUAGAGUUAGACAUCUUGCUACAGCUGUCAUCUCUCAAAAAAAAGCUGUGAGAUCAGUUAUUGAUCACCCUCUUCCUCUGAAACGCCUUCUCCAGUUUGAGCCAUAUGCUGGUUUGGACCUCAACACUCUACAGUGUAUUCACAGUGACAAAAAUUUCAAGAAAGACGAAAAAAUUUUAGAUGUCUUCAUUUCUCAUUUCGCUAGUCAAAUUUCAGAUCUAAACAGUAUUCUCAUGUACAGAAUAAUCUUGAGCCAAUCUAAUGUCAACAUUGAGUUGGUCAGUCCCAGAAAGGAGGUGGUCCAGGCCCUUGAGACGUGGAGGAGUGAGACUGAGGGAACUUACAGCUGUCUGAGGGAGACUCUCAACAAGUACAGCGUUUUCACUGGGAGAAACCCUCUGGACCUAGCUGGUGUGGCUCACGAUGAUAUUGAUCCCUCUGUGUUUAGGUGAUGACCAAAAGGAUCCAGGGAUUACCAGUCUCCAUGAGUUGAUGUGGUCAAGCAUGGAGUCACUGAUGAGCAGUUGGAUAGAGAGAUUCAACAAGACGACCUUGCUCCAGUAGCUAUGCACUUUGAUGAUGUGGAGCUCCACCUCAACCCACUGAAGUUGACUGCCAGUGAACAAGCUGACGUGAGGCGAGAGAAUUAUAUAAGUAGAAGCAAUCAAGUGGCAGUGCAUGAUCAACUGUUUGUUUAUCUGGAGGGGUCAUGAACCCAGCGAGGCAACCUUUAGAGCACUGAUUAGGAUCUUAUUGGAUCUGAGGAAGGAAGAGCUCGCUACCAAGAUCUGUCAAUACUUGAAAGAAAAGGUGUAUCUAUACUGUACACACAGUGACAUGCAGUAUUCAAACAUAAUUAUUUGACAUUUGAGCUUGACUGUAUAUAUAAUUAUACAUGUUGUGUACAGUGUGCUAGUUCAGCCCAUGCUUAAUUAUAAUCAGGGAAUUCAUAUACUGCAUAAUUAUGCUUGAGUUAUACGUAUACUUUCUUUACAUGCAGUCCCAGUGAUCUAUGAGUGCUGACGUAAAGCUAUGCAGUAGGACUCUUGUUCUGAAUUGAACAUUUUUGUUUGAAUUCUGUUUCAAUUUUGAGCCCCAGGUAGUGGAAUAUAGUUUGUUUAACUCUUGUUGCAUUAAGGAUCUUUACCUAAACAAACUAUAAAUUGGGGAAAGGUCAUCGUUAGAACAUUAUAUUGUUUGCGAAAUAUGGUUUUCAUUACUUCUUGCACAAUUAUGUUACCCUCAAAUAGUCACUAGACCCAAAGUCUGUACCAAUGUUCAUAACUGGCAAACAAUACAAGACACACAAUACGCUGCUAUAAACAUGGUUUUGCAAUAAUAUAAACAGGUCAGGAACUAUAGUCAGUUAACUUGAACUGAAUCAUCUCUUUUAGGUAUCACUUCUGGUGUUUUCUCUUUAGCCACCUUUCGUUUAUUCCACCACCACAGUAUAAGUGGGAACAAAGC